Lottia gigantea (owl limpet) is the source of this 1827-nucleotide messenger RNA. RefSeq lists its product as hypothetical. Lineage: Eukaryota; Metazoa; Mollusca; Gastropoda; Lottiidae. Gene Ontology annotation, molecular function: growth factor activity; cytokine activity. The transcript is spliced from 2 exons. The record is from RefSeq and is a predicted model, not a curated record. Gene Ontology annotation, biological process: SMAD protein signal transduction; BMP signaling pathway. Bases 1 to 1218 code for a protein of 405 amino acids. Gene Ontology annotation, cellular component: extracellular region.
AUGAUCGCAGAUUUUUACAGAAGUGUUGUGCUACUUUUAUUAGUACUAGUUGUUAAUUAUACUUCCUCUCUUUCUACCAACACGUUACACCCGAGGAAGCAUGGAAAUGAGAAGGUCCUAGCCGCUGUCGAAUCUAAUCUUCUUGGUCUGUUUGGAUUAAAGUCACGUCCAGUACCAGGUCGUCGGACACCUAUUCCAGAUUAUAUGUUAGACCUUUACAAACGUCUAGAUUCAGAACCAGACUUUAUUAGCCCUUUUGCUGAAUCUAAAGGCAAAGGAAUCGUUGAAGCCAACACAGUUCGCAGCUUUUAUCAUAGCGAUAUCAACUUUGUUAAAGAUUGUGAUGAAAGAACUUGUGCUAGAAUAUGGUUUAAUAUUAGUACCAUUCCCUUUGCUGAGAUUAUGGCAGCAUCCGAGCUACGUGUAUUUAAGGACGUUUACAAUCAUUUCAAAUUAACAGACGCAAAUUCCUUAAGUGGUGAUAGAAUUAAAGCGAGUUUGUUUAAACAUCGAUUAGAAAUACAUGAAAUAAUGCGAGUGUCGCCUGAUGACAGCGAGUGUAUAUCUCGACUUAUUGACACUAAAAUAGUGGAUACUAGAAAUUCCUCUUGGGAGUCGUUUGAUGUGCAUCCCGCAGUAUUAAAGUGGCGAAGGAGACCUCAAUACAAUUAUGGUUUAGAAGUGAGAAUUGUGUCGAAAAGUCCAUGGAUAUCUACAAAUUCACAUGUGCGUUUACGUCGUUCAGCGCAUAUGGACGAAAAAAAUUGGCAAAUCCAAAGACCCAUUCUAGUAACUUAUACACAUGAUGGACGUAAUCCCAAUUCUCGAAUUAAACGUGCAUCAGCCAGAAACCGUAGACGAAAGUCGCGGAAGCGUAGACGUCGUAAGAAGAAGGGAAAUAAAAAUGAGUGCAAAAGACACGCUUUAUAUGUAGACUUCGGCGAUGUCGGUUGGAAUGACUGGAUUGUAGCACCAACUGGCUAUAAUGCCUAUUUUUGUCGGGGUGAGUGUCCGUUUCCGAUGGGACAACAUUUGAAUUCGACACACCAUGCAGUGAUGCAAACUUUAGUGCAUUCUGUUAACCCUAGUGCCGUACCAAAAGCAUGUUGUGUGCCUUCAGAACUUAGCGCUAUAUCAAUGUUAUACUUAGAUGAGUGGGACAAAGUUGUGCUUAAAAACUAUCAAGAUAUGGUAGUAGAGGGAUGCGGUUGUCGGUAACAUUAUCCAUUUCUGGUCGUGUUAUUAUCUGUGUUCUAUGUCUAAAUGACAUUCUCUCCAAGUGAAAUAUACCAACUACUCAGGUUCACCAAUUUCAAGUUGUGCUCUUAAAAAUAUUUGUUUUCCAAAUCUCAUAUUUUUUCCAGUUUGAUGUAUUUCACACAAUUCUUACUUGGUUAUAAUAAUUAUGGCACCAAAUACUUUCCAUGCACUUUGAUUUGUGUAUGGAAACCCUAAUGUUCGAACUAGUCAUGGUAAAAAUCAAAGUUUAGUAGAUUACGUUCUGCCAAUUUGUAUUUAUGUUCUUAUAUCCUGCUUUAUAUUUUGUGCAAACAGUGCUGUUUUUUAGGGCGAAGAUUAGUUAAUUAACGAAUCAUAUUCCCCGAUAAAGAUUUGUAUAUAUCAUACCUAAUAUCCCUAAAGAUCUAUGAUGAAAACUGAACUGAAAGUAUAAUAACUGAAUUGUAUAAGUUGGGUUCAAUAGGUAUCCUUUAUAAACAAUAGAUUAUAUAUUUAUAACUCAUUAUUAUAAUUAUUAUUAUUAUUAUUCCAUUAUUGUUAUUGUUGAUUUGUAGAAUUGUAAUAAUUUAAUUAUAAAAAAGUAAAAUU